This is a messenger RNA of Rhopalosiphum maidis (corn leaf aphid), 3612 nucleotides long. RefSeq lists its product as uncharacterized. Gene Ontology annotation, cellular component: membrane. Lineage: Eukaryota; Metazoa; Arthropoda; Insecta; Hemiptera; Aphididae. Gene Ontology annotation, biological process: transmembrane transport. Gene Ontology annotation, molecular function: transmembrane transporter activity. The transcript has 14 exons. The coding region runs from base 393 to 3218 and encodes 941 amino acids. The record is from RefSeq and is a predicted model, not a curated record.
AUAGGUGCAGUCAUGUCGACUUGAAUGCACAUAUUUAUAAUACAACGGAGUUUCGGUGUUUCAUAUUUUGUAAUAAUAUAAUAAAUAUAUUGUAGGUAUCGUGUGUUAUAAAGUUCGGAGAUAUAUGACGUGUCUUUUCGUUUUCGGAUUCGUUUGUUUUCAAAAUGGUCAUUCAAUCAUCGCUUAUAACAGCUAUAUAAUUACUAAUUAGGUUUAUUCAAAAUCAGGCAGCAUCAUUAUUUUUCAAACUAAAUAAUUACUCGAAAGUUUAUAUUUAGUCAGAUAAUUCUCCGAAAAGAAACUUUGAAAUAAAUGUACACAUACAUUUUUGCUAUUGUCACGAACCUAUAAAUAUUAAAUAUUGUACCAUAUAGUUGAUAAUAUUAGGAAACAUGAAGUGGCCAAUAUUUUCGAUGAAAUCAAAUAGAAACAAUUUCAAUUAUGGAAUCAAUUCCACUAUAGCACAGAUCGUGGCAUUGACAACGACCUAUCUUUUUAGUAUGAAAGUUGGCAUCGAUAUGAUGACACCGACGAUAAUCAUUGGCGCCGUGACCGACAAACGCAACAACACCGGCUACAAUCCUCUAUCCGACAUGUCGGAAGAACAGAUUUCUUGGAUAGGUAGUCUCAUCUACCUAUUCCCGCCGGUGGGCAGCGUGGUCGUAUCCUUCGUACAGGACCGUUUCGGUCACCGAGCGUGCAUGACGGUGGCCAACGUCACGCAUUUGCUGUCCGUGGCCACGUUGAUGUGGUCCGACGGUCCGGCCGGACUGUACGCCAGCUCGGCACUGAUGGGCUUCAACGCGGGCUUCGUGACCAGCUUCUCGCUGUCGUACUGCGGCGAAGUGUGCGAGCCCAAACUCCGCGGCACGCUCACCGCCGUCCUCAACCUGUUCUACUACGCCGGUUACCUGUGCAUCACCAUGCUGUAUGCGGUCACCGCCGACUGGCGACUGUCCGUCCUCUACACCGCGAUCUUGUCGCUCGUCAAUGCCGUGGUCUUGUUUAAGACCCCAGAUUCACCAAUGUGGUUGGUGUCCCGUGGCAGAACGGAUGAGGCGAAAAACACGUUUAACAAACUCCGAGGUGACGCAGGCGAGGAAAAGUGUGCUGUAGAAUUUCGGGACAUGGUUCAUUAUGCGUCCGAAAUUAAUCUGAAAAAUUUACCAACAGAUGGAGAAAAACAGAAAAUGUCUUUUAUUAAAGAUUCGCUGUAUUGCUUCAUUGAACCCGAAACAAUGAAACCUUUGCAACUGCUCAUAAUAAUGAUUUUUUUUACCAACUUGUUGUCCGGUAUACCGUACACACCGUAUCUGAUAUCCGUAUUCGAUACAUUCCAAGUGUCUUUUCAUCCUGCUUGGGCUACGACGAUGUAUACGGCGUUUAGCGUCGCGGGUAACGUGCUGACCAUAUGCUCCAUAAACAAAUUGGGAAAGAGAUUUCUGGCUUUGUGCACAAUGGCCACUUGUUCAAUUUGUUACCUGUCCAUCGGUAUCAUCGGAAAUGUAUUGCCUUCGUCUCCGGUCACGUCGUGGAUAAAAAUUGUGUUGUUUUUCAUGUCGACUUUUUUUUCGUCUAUGGGAAUCAUGCCUAUAGUGUGGAUCCUCAUGUGUGAAAUUUUCCCAAUGAGAAGUAAAAACGUCGGAGCCGGUCUUAGUUCAGCGACAUACUUCAUUUUGAGUUUCCUGAUGACCAAAUUCUAUCUGGAUCUCGAAAUGAUUACGGGUUUCUACAACACUUUUGUUUUGUUCGGGGCGUUAGGUCUAAUUGGUCUGGUGUAUUUGCACUUUCAGCUCCCGGAGACCGAGAACAAGACACUAAAUGAGAUUUCGGAACAUUUUAAGUCCAAAAACACGAAAAUUGAUUGUUUGGUGUUAACGACAACAUAUUUCUUGAACGUCCAACAAGGAAUAGACGUGAUGAUGCCGACGAUAAUCAUUGGGGCAUUAAACCGUAGAGGCGACAACACCGUUCCCGGUAUAACGGACGAGCAGAUAUCAUGGAUCGGAAGUCUGGUAUACCUGUCACCACCCAUUGGGAGCCUGUUCUUGUCGUUGGUCCAGGCACGGCUAGGCCACAGGGUGUGCAUGGCGCUCACAAAUCUCAUCCAGCUGUCGUCGGUGCUGGUCGUGGUCCUUUUCCCGAUCACAGUGAGCUCCUUGUACGCGUGCUCUAUGCUGAUGGGCCUCAGCACGGGUUUUGCCACCGGCCUGAGCAUAUCGUACAGCGGUGAGGUUUGCGAACCUAAGCUCCGGGGCUCGUUGACGUCCGCCCUGAACGUUUUCUACUUCGUCGGAUUCUUUUUUGUCUCCACCACGUACGCCAUUACCGAGAGCUGGAAACGGUCAUUGAUCAUCACAGUCGCCGUGCCCCUGGCUAACAUGGUCACACUGUCAAUGACUCCCGACUCACCGAUGUGGCUGUUGUCCAGAGGGAAAAUUGACAAGGCAAGAAAGGUCUUAAUGAAGCUUCGGGGAUACGUGAGCGAAGAGAAAUGCGCCACAGAAUUUCAGGAAAUGGUUCAAUACGUUUCUCUAUCGGCUAAAUCGGAAGAAGCAAAGCAGAAGUCUCUGGGUAGCUUUUCACAUCCGGGACUUUGGAGCCCACUCAAACUCAUGUUAAUCUACAUAUUCUUCUCAAACAUCAUAUCUGGGGUACCGUAUGCGCCGUAUCUGAUGAAUAUAUUUGCUUCGUUCAACACACAAGUAGAACCUGCGUGGGCAAUGUCCGCCUACCCCGCAUUUAGCAUCAUCGGUAACAUAUUCACAAUCCUGUUGGUUCACCGGCUGGGCAAGAGAUGUCUCGUGCUAUCAACCAUAACCGUCUGUUCGAUUUCGUACAUACUCAUCGGUUUUAUUGGACAGUUUUAUGCCGACACCGAGUACACGUCCUGGGCGAAAUUGGCACUAUUUUUCGGCUCAACGUUAUCCUCGUCAUUAGGAAUUAUGCCGAUCGGAUGGAUCCUCAUUAGCGAAGUGUUCCCGAUGAAAAGUAAAAACCUGGGUUGCAGUAUUUGUUCCGCGGUGUAUUUCUUCCUCAGCUUUUUCAUGACCAAGUUCUACAUGGACCUUGAGAAGUUCAUCGGCUUCUACAACACGUUCGUUUUGUUUGGCUGCGUAGGGACCGUCGGGCUCGUGUACUUCUACUUUUGUCUACCAGAAACUGAAAAUAAAACGCUAAAGGAGAUCGCCGAACACUUUAAACAUGAAUCUGUGUAGCUUAUGAAAAUAUUUUUGUACCCACCUACAAACCAUCCGCUGCAGCUGAUGCAUCAUAAUAUAAUAUAUUAUAUUGUUAUUCCUAUUCGAGCGCAUCAUCAGCAUCCGCAUUGGGCACGUAAUAAUAAUAUAAUUGAAUAUAAUAUAAUAAUUAUACAGACACAUUAAAAUAUUUCAAACGAUAUUAUAUUACAUAUAAUAUUACUCCGUCGCAUUGAUAAUAUUUGUCGAACUUACUUCAGACUGUGGGCGGAAUGUACGAAACCGUCGAAAAUAUGUAUACAUUUAGGUACGCACAUAUCACGAUUAAUGAUAAUAUACUCGAAAUAUUAUAAUACUUAAAUUAGUGAUCGAACAAAAAAAAAGACAUUCGAAAUAAUUAUUAUAUUUUGUU